AUGGAAGACUCAACUCUAAUUUCAGUCUCAGCGGGUGUUUUAUUCGUAUUUACAUUACUCUUCUCGUACGCCUACAAAGUAAUCAUGCCCUACAUGAAAGGAUACACAUAUAUAAAGUGCUUGACUGGGGGAUUUAUUAUUGGAAUUAUUCUUAUAGAAGUACUCCCAGAUAUUUACGAAACAAAAAGUGCUGUUCCCAUAAUUGCCACAGGACUAUCAUUCUUCUUGCUAUUUGCGAUUAGCAAACUAUACAUAGAGAGGGUUGAAGCCACUGAGCAAGAUUCUAUCCCAGAUGGAGCCAGCAAGCAAGAAGCCCUUGUCUUUAUUUUAGCCCUUAGUCUGCACUCCUUCAUGGAGGGCCUGGGUGUCUCCAGUAAGAAGGGAACACAAUUACUAUGGUACAUUAUAAGUAUACUUGUGCAUAAGUGGCUGGAGGCAAUUGUCUUAGGGGCUUCUGUUCUUACGUCUAAACUCCCUAGUCAUGUGGCAUUCUGUCUAAUCCUGCUGUAUUCAUCACUCACUUCAAUUGGCUCUUUAUUGGGUAGGUUCCUUUCCUCAGAUAGCACCAAUAGCAUGCUCACACUAAUCCUUAAUGGAAUAGCAGCAGGAAGCUUCUUCUACAUUGGAUUUGUAGAGAUGGUUGGUAAUGAAUUUGAGACUUCUUCCGGGAAAUUAACAAGAAGGAAGACAUUCAAAAAGAUCCUUUCAAUGUUCAUUGGUUUCUCCUUCAUCACAUCAGUUAUUAUGGGCGCACAUGCAAUCGAGGGGUAG
This is a messenger RNA of Nematocida ausubeli, 771 nucleotides long. RefSeq lists its product as uncharacterized. Gene Ontology annotation, molecular function: zinc ion transmembrane transporter activity. The record is from RefSeq and is a predicted model, not a curated record. NCBI's taxonomy places the organism in Eukaryota, Fungi, Microsporidia. The coding region runs from base 1 to 771 and encodes 256 amino acids. The transcript has a single exon. Gene Ontology annotation, cellular component: membrane. Gene Ontology annotation, biological process: zinc ion transmembrane transport.